Messenger RNA from Colletotrichum spaethianum, 5196 nucleotides. RefSeq names its product kinesin-like protein unc-104. Bases 1 to 5196 code for a protein of 1731 amino acids. Lineage: Eukaryota; Fungi; Ascomycota; Sordariomycetes; Glomerellales; Glomerellaceae. The transcript has 2 exons. The record is from RefSeq and is a predicted model, not a curated record. Gene Ontology annotation, cellular component: microtubule; kinesin complex. Gene Ontology annotation, biological process: microtubule-based movement; cytoskeleton-dependent intracellular transport. Gene Ontology annotation, molecular function: ATP hydrolysis activity; microtubule motor activity; microtubule binding.
AUGGCGCCAGCAGGUGGUGGAAAUAUCAAGGUGGUGGUGAGAGUGAGACCAUUCAACAGUAGAGAAAUCGACCGGGGUUCAAAAUGCAUCAUAGAGAUGAAAGACAACCAGACGAUCCUCACCACACCCGCCGACGCUCACACGAAGAACGCAAAGGAUGCUGGCCAGAAGGUCUUCGCCUUCGAUAGGUCAUACUGGUCGUUCGACCGCAAGGACUCCCACUAUGCCGGUCAGGACAACCUCUUCGACGACCUCGGCCAGCCCCUCCUGGACAACGCAUUCGGCGGCUACAACAACUGUAUCUUCGCUUAUGGUCAAACGGGUUCCGGAAAGUCCUACUCGAUGAUGGGGUACGGCAAGGAGGUCGGUAUCAUCCCAAACAUUUGCCAAGACAUGUUUAGGAGAAUCACAGCUUUGCAGGAGGACAAGAACCUGCGCUGUACCGUGGAAGUGUCAUAUCUCGAGAUCUACAACGAGCGGGUGCGAGAUUUGCUCAACCCGUCAACCAAAGGCAACCUCAAGGUCCGAGAGCAUCCUUCGACUGGACCGUACGUCGAGGAUUUGGCAAAGCUGGUGGUGGGCAGCUUCCAGGAGAUCGAGCACUUGAUGGACGAGGGAAACAAGGCUAGAACUGUCGCGGCAACGAACAUGAACGAGACAUCCAGUCGAAGUCACGCAGUCUUCACCUUGAUGCUCACUCAAAAGAAAUUUGAUCCCGAAACCAAAAUGGAAAUGGAAAAGGUCGCCAAGAUCAGUCUGGUUGAUUUGGCUGGUUCGGAAAGAGCUACCUCGACGGGUGCUACAGGUGCCCGCCUGAAGGAGGGUGCCGAGAUCAACAGGUCACUGUCCUCUCUGGGCCGUGUCAUUUCAGCGCUUGCUGAUAUCUCGACCGGGAAGAAGAAGAAGGGACCUGGUGGCCAGGUUCCUUAUCGAGACAGUGUUCUGACUUGGCUUCUCAAAGAUUCAUUGGGUGGAAACAGUAUGACGGCCAUGAUUGCAGCCAUCAGUCCUGCAGACAUCAACUACGACGAGACGCUCAGUACACUUCGAUAUGCCGACUCAGCCAAGAGAAUCAAGAACCACGCCGUGGUCAACGAAGAUGCCAACGCCCGCAUGAUCAGAGAACUCAAGGAAGAGCUUGCCCUCUUGAGGAACCAACUAGGCGGUGGUGGAGGCGGAGCUGCUGGUGCGGCCGGAGCUGCUGGCGGCGUUGUCACAUCCGAAGAGGUGUAUCCGGAAGGCACGCCUCUAGAGAAGCAAUUCGUGUCCAUUACAUCCAGCGACGGUGCCGUGAAGAAAGUUUCCAAGGCCGAGAUUGCUGAGCAGCUUAACCAAAGUGAGAAGCUGCUGACGGAUCUGAACCAGACAUGGGAGCAGAAACUGGCCAAAACCGAAGAGAUCCACAAGGAGCGCGAGGCUGCACUAGAGGAGCUAGGUAUCAGCAUCGAGAAGGGUUUCAUUGGGCUUUCCACGCCCAAGAAGAUGCCUCAUUUGGUCAACCUCUCAGACGAUCCACUGCUGGCCGAGUGUCUGGUGUACAACCUCAAGCCCGGUUUGACCACGGUGGGAAACAUGGACACGAACGCCGACAACCAAGCCAACAUUCGUCUCAACGGGACGCGAAUAUUGCAUGACCACUGUGCGUUCGAGAACGGACCAGAUGGUACCGUCAUGGUCAUUCCCAGGGAAGGCGCCUCUGUCAUGGUCAAUGGUAAGCGGAUUGAAGAGCCUAAGCAGCUUCACUCCGGCUAUCGAGUCAUUCUGGGCGAUUUUCACAUCUUCCGCUUCAAUCAUCCCAUGGAGGCACAAAAGGAGAGAGCAGACAAGAGCCUUUUGCGCCAGUCUGUCACAGCCAGCCAGCUGCAGAACCUCGAAAAGAGCAUACCUACGCCGUCAGUCAGCCCUCGGCCAGGGCACGAACGGAAUUGGAGCAAGGCUGGAUCGGACUUUGGCGACAGCCGACCGGACUCUCCUAUUCCGUUUCGUAACGGGCGCGAUAAUGACUGGAGCUUCGCGAGGCGUGAGGCAGCAGAGGCCAUACUCGGCACAAACCAGAACCUGGCUAGCCUCACGGACGAGGAGCUCAAUGCCUUGUUCGAGGGUAUCCAAAGAGCGCGCGCCGAACGUGUCAACGGCCGCGAGGGUGACGACGAUACGGAGUCAGUCACUUCAUAUCCUAUCCGAGAAAAGUAUAUGUCAACUGGCACCCUUGACAACUUCUCUCUCGACACUGCGCUCACCAUGCCCUCGACCCCCAAACAGGGUGAGGUGGACGACAAGCUGAGAGAAGUACGAGAGGAGAUGCAAUCUCAGCUCGACCGGCAGAAAGAGGAGUACCAAGACCAGCUCAAGACAGCUGAAGCGGCCAACGUCGAGGUGGAAGAGAUCAAGAAGGAGAAGGUUAGGAUGGAGGAGACUUUGCAAGCACUCAAGGAAGACAUGCAACAGCAACUGGAGGUCCAGCGCCGCCAGUUCGAGGAGAAGCUCGAAAAGAUGGAUCCGCUGAAGAGGCCAAAGGCUAAUCCCAAGCUAUCCGACGAAGAAAUCGAGAUCGCCAAGCAGGUCGUAAAGCACUGGCGGACCAGGCGCUACGUGCGGAUGGCUGAGGCGGUCCUGCAGCACGCCUCAACGUUGAAGGAAGCACAGAUCAUGAGCAACGAGCUCGACGAAGGCGUGGUCUUCCAAUUCACCGUCGUCGACCUUGGUCAUUCCCUCUGCUCUACCUACGACAUGGUUCUGAACGGGUUGACAGGUGAAGGAGACGAUAUCGCUCUCGACGAGGCUCAGAAACCAUGCAUCGGCGUUCGUGUCAUCGACUACAAGAACAGUGUUGUCCAUUUGUGGAGUCUCGAGAAGCUCCACGACCGAGUUCGCCAAAUGCGACAGAUGCACCAAUACCUCGACCAGCCAGAGUACGCACAGCACUUGAGUCUCGACAAUCCCUUCAUCGAAACAUGCAUGCCGCAGUACACUCUUGUGGGAGAGGUCGACGUGCCUCUGAAGGCGGUGUUCGAAAGCAGGGUUCAGGACUUUGCUCUCGACGUCCUCUCUCCACACACUUCCCAUGCUAUCGGCAUGAUCAAGCUUUCCUUGGAGCCAUCACACGCUCGGGCACCUUCAAAUACGCUGAAGUUCAAUGUUGUUAUGCACGAGAUGGUGGGAUUCGCCGAGAGGGAGGGCACAGAGGUUCAUGCUCAGCUGUUCAUCCCCGGUGUGUCCGAGGAAGAUGGCAUCACGACUACCCAGAUGGUCAAGGACUUUGACGAAGGACCAAUUCGAUUUGAGAGCGUGCAUAGCAUGAGCGUCCCUCUCUUCAGCCCACAAAGCGUUACCCUUCGGGCGGCCAUUUUCGCCAAGGUAUCCGCCAUGCACCUGGACAAACUAUUGAGCUGGGACGAUAUGAGAGACGCUGUGCCCGUGUCCCGAGGAAAGCCUAAAGGCGCAAGGAUUGCGGAGUCCCAGUUUUACACUGAGGAGAAGCAUGAUUUGCUGGCAAGGAUACAGAUCCUCGAGCUCAACGAAGAGGGAGAGUAUGCGCCCGUCGAAGUCGCGCAAACGAGCGAGAUGGACGGCGGUACUUUCCAACUCCACCAAGGGCUCCAACGUCGCAUUGCCAUCAACAUCACGCACAGUUCUGGCGAUGCGUUGCCCUGGGACGAUGCGAUGAACCUUAGAGUGGGCAAGAUUCAACUCCUGGACCAAGCAGGAAAGUCUCCCGACAUGACCUCCACGUCGCCAACCAUUACUCUCAAGCUCGCCAACAAGCCUGCUUUCCGCGAAAACGCCAAUGGUACCCGAAGCAUCACACUCACCGGUCAGUGGGAUUCCAGCUUACACAACUCUCUGCUCCUGGACAGAGUCACCGCGGAUAAGUACCGCGUUCAGAUGACUGUAGCCUGGGAAGUCAGCUCCAACAAGUUUGCGGAACCGAUGAAAUUUGCGAUGCGUGUCUGUUGUCAGAUCAUGUCAAGAUCUUGGGUUCGACAGACGUCCAUGUUUUCCUCGCUGUGGCAAAGUGUCCGAUUCGUUCAUGCAACGAGUGGCAUCUUCACACUCUCCAUGAGGCCAGCACCUAUUAAGAGAAUAGGUGACCUCUGGAGGAUGAGCAGCCAGCACGAUUAUGUCAAGGGAGAAGAACAACUUACUACCUGGACUCCUCGUGGUGUUUCUCUCGUCAGCGACUUCAUACUCGCUCGUAAGAAAAGAAGCCGAAUCGCUGAGAUUGGGGCCGUGCAGACUCUUAUAAAGAAGAUUGGCCUGCCUGAGCCGAAGGUAAAGCCAGAAGAGGAAGAGACCCAGGAGGAGGAUUUGCCUCCUCAGCCAACAUACCACAAUGAAGACGACGACCUGCUGAACGAUACACCGGAGAGCUCCCAGGUGCCAGAGGACGAGGACCUUGUCAACGGUGACGGCCAAGACACCCCACAACCCGAAGAAGAGACUGUGACAGUGCAAACACCGCAGGAACCAGAAAUCCCAGAGCGGGAGAAGCAAAUCCUCGGAAAGUGCAUCAGCCUCUGGCACAAGUAUCCGGAUCCACUACUACAAAUCCUUAGCCCGGCCAACACCGAUCCACCGACGGACGGUUCUGCACCGGAGGCAUCCACCCCGCCCAGUCUGAUCCCAACAAUCAUCAGAGUGCCCAAGAACCCAAAGGUGCUCAAAGGUGGUUACCUGCUCAUCCCCAACAGCAGCUCAACAAGAUGGGUCAAGAGGUUUGUCGAGUUGAGGCGGCCAUACCUUCACAUUCACUCUGUCACUGAUGGGGACGAGGUGGCUAUUGUCAGCUUGCGAAACUCGCGCGUUGACAGCCAACCCGGCGUCAUUGGCCUGCUGUCUGGUGACGAUGACGAUGCGGGCUCCCAGACAAAUGGCAGCAGCGAAGAGUUCCGUCCAAGCCAUCGGCGAACUGCUUCCGGGCGCGUCAUCUCGACCAUCUGGACAGGUACUGGAACCGGCGGUGCAGCAAAUGGUGCGGGCGGCGGUCUGCAGAGGCUCAGCGAGCGAUUGCAAGCCGGCGUGUUUGCCAUCUACGGUACGGACAACACGUGGCUGUUUGCCGCGCGUAGCGAGCGUGACAAGAUGGAUUGGAUCUUCCGCAUCGACCAGAGUUACUUCUCGGGAAGUGACAGCGCCAAUGGCAGCGGUGCGGGAAGCCCCGACAGAUAUGACGACUCUCUCAUUGGCGGGUACUGA